This is a messenger RNA of Diabrotica virgifera virgifera (western corn rootworm), 1745 nucleotides long. RefSeq lists its product as uncharacterized. Bases 77 to 1693 code for a protein of 538 amino acids. NCBI's taxonomy places the organism in Eukaryota, Metazoa, Arthropoda, Insecta, Coleoptera, Chrysomelidae. The transcript is spliced from 2 exons. The record is from RefSeq and is a predicted model, not a curated record.
CAGUGAAGAUGACAUAUAUUUCAUAUCGGAAUCUCAACAGGGUCCAUCUUCAAACAAGAGAGGACGAAAGACGUUAAUGACACCUCGCCUGGCCGCUGCCUUGGACAAAUGUAAAGUGAGUGACAGGGAUGCAAUGCAUAUUAUUUCUGCCGUCCUAGAAGCUCUUAAUAUAGAUAUCACCGAGUUUGUUCUCAAUAGAUCGUCUAUCAAAAGAAAUAGAGAGAUUUUGCGGAAAAUAAAAUAUUCAUCAAUAAAAUCGGUAGGAAAUGAUGCAAAUUUUAUUGAAGUGCAUUGGGAUUCCAAAUUAUUGCCUGAUAUCACAAAAAAUGAGAAAAUUGAUCGGCUUCCUGUGAUCGCGGUUGGUUUAGAUUUUGAACAAUUAUUAGGAGUACCUGGAAUUGCAUCAUCAGCAGGAUCGGAAGUUUGCUCUGCUGUGUUCCAUAUCACUGAUGAAUGGAAUUUAACCGAAAAAAUUCAAGCCUUUUGUUUUGAUACUACAGCAUCAAACACUGGACGUAUAAAAGGAGCUGCAGUUCUGCUUCAACAAAGGUUAGGGCGAGAUAUUUUGUGGCUUCCAUGCCGACACCAUAUAUUUGAGGUCGUUUUGGCUGGUGUAUUCACGAGGACAAAAGCAAUUGUAACAUCCGGCCCUGAAAUUGCUCAAUUCAAAGCACUUAAAGAAAACUGGAAGAAUAUUGAUAAAAUGAAAUUUUUAGAUUAUACCAGCGAUGAAGCCGUUUAUAAUGCACUGAAAGAAGUAGCGCCCGAAAUUAUUUAUUUUGUGAAACAGAAACUUGCAGAAGAGCAACCACGUGAUGACUACAAAGAGUUUUUGCAAUUGACGCUCAUUUUUUUGGGAGAUAAAACAAAUGUGAGUUUUAGGGCCCCCGGUGCAUAUCAUUUAGCGAGAUGGAUGGCUAAAGCGAUUUAUUGUUUAAAACUUUUUUUAUUUCGCGAUCAAAUGAAAAUGAGAAAGGAUAAUUCCAAACUGAAUGCAGAAAUUUGCGUUUUCGUUGUAUACUGUUAUGUAGAGGCCUGGUUUUCAGCAACGAAUACUACAGGAGCUCCCCUAAAUGAUAUAUAUUUUUUGAGAAAAUUGGUUAUAUUUAAAAAUAUUAAUGAAAACAUUGCAACCAUUGCAAUAACAAAAUUUUUAAACCAUUUAUGGUAUCUAAGUGAAGAGUGUGCUGCCAUGGCAAUAUUUGACGAUAGAAUUGAGAGAGUUGAAAAAAUUAGAAUGGCUCAAAAAAUUAUGGAAUGUGCAAGUAAAAACAUAGAGACUGUGAAUGAAAAAGAAGAAGAAAAUGAAGAGACAGAAGUCAUUGAGAAAAAACUAUCGUUGCAAAUCCGAGAUGUCCAAAAUUUUGUUCAAAAAGAUCUACCAACUGAAUUAUUGUCCGCCAAUUCACUUCAGUUAUUUAAACGAUUCGGUAUUUGUGUUGAAUUUCUUCAGGACGAUCCGCUGAAUUGGGAAAACAGAGAGGAUUAUCGCACAGGAAAAAAUAUCAUUUCAACCUUAAAAUGUACAAAUGAUAUUGCAGAAAGAGGAGUCAAGUUGAUUGAGGAUUACAAUGAAAAAAUGACGAAAAAUGAACAUCAAAAACAAUUUUUGAUACAGGUUGUUCAGGAGUACCGGAGAGAGUUCCCAGUCGCCACAAAAGGAGGCUUACUUAAAUCCAAAAUAUGUAUCUGAAGUGGAUGUAUCAUUUCAAUAAAUAAAAAAUAUAGUAUUAGGAUAAACUAUA